UGCCGAUGAGGAAGAUGGCGAAUGUAUGGAGUAUGGUUAUCCACUGCAGAAGCUGAGAGAGGGGGAGAGAAAGAGGAAAAAACUGCAUAGGAGCGGGUGUUGAAUUAAACCAGAUAAUGACGACAGAGAGAAACCCCUUGGAAAGAAAACGGAUUGUUUGAUCGGAACAUAGAACACUCUCCAUCCCAGCCCCCCUUGCCCAACACAGAUUCACAAAUUGCCUCAGUCCAAAGCUAGCUGCGAUUUCCAGCUAGCUAGUAGGGUUGAGGGGUGUUGGGGUGGUGGUGCCAGCGAGCCGCAAGGAACGAACGAACCCCACAGUUACAACGCCUCAAGACGGGGUAGCUCGCCGCUGGACUCGCAGGGAGGCCAGAAGCGCACGGAAGCGGAGAUAGGUGGUCAGGAGGUACCGCUACCUAGCUAGUUAGCUAGCUAGCUACCAGGCGAGGCAGCAUGUCCUGCUCUUCAGACAGCGAGGAUGACAGCUUCAUCGCCAUGGACACGGAGGAGGGCGGGGCCGGGCCGGGGCAGGGCACCGCGGAAGAGGCGGAGGCGGAGCCACGGGCCGGCAAGGGUUUAGCGGAGAAUUUCCGGGAGACGGCGUGCGCGAAAGAGAGAGCGGGGGAGAGGGCGAUGGGGGAGUUACCCGAGGAAGUGCUGGAGUACAUACUGUCCUUCCUGUCCCCCUAUCAGGAGCACAAGACCGCCGCCCUUGUGUGCAAACAGUGGUACCGCCUCAUUAAAGGUGUGGCACAUCAGUGUUACCAUGGUUUCCUGCGGGCCGUCCAGGAGGGGAACAUCCAGUGGGAGAGCCGGACGUACCCGUACCCUGGCACCCCCAUCACACAGCGCUUCUCCCACAGUGCGUGCUACUAUGACUCAAACCAGUCCAUGUACGUGUUCGGCGGCUGCACCCAGAGCAGCUGCAACGCUGCCUUCAACGACCUCUGGAGGCUUGACCUCAACAGCAAAGAGUGGAUCCGACCCCUGGCUUCUGGAUCCUACCCCUCCCCAAAAGCGGGGGCCACUCUGGUGAUGUACAGAGACCUGCUGGUUCUUUUCGGGGGCUGGACCCGCCCCAGCCCUUACCCCCUGCACCAGCCAGAGCGUUUCUUCGAUGAGAUCCACACAUACUCCCCCUCCAAGAACUGGUGGAACUGCAUAGUGACAACCCACGGGCCUCCGCCCAUGGCCGGCCACUCCUCUUCGGUCAUUGGCAGCACCAUGGUGGUGUUCGGAGGGUCACUCGGUGCACGGCAGAUGAGCAAUGAGGUUUGGGUUCUGGAUCUGGAGCAGUGGUCCUGGUCCAAACCGCCCGUCUCCGGGCCCUCCCCCCACCCCCGCGGAGGGCAGUCUCAGAUUGUGAUUGACGAGAAGACGUUGCUGAUUCUGGGAGGCUGUGGGGGCCCCAAUGCUCUGCUGAAGGAUGCCUGGCUCUUGCACAUGGGCUCCUCCCCCUGGACGUGGCAGCAGCUGCGGGUGGAGAACGACGAGCACGGAGCACCAGAGCUGUGGUGUCACCCGGCCUGCAGGGUGGGCCAGUGUGUGGUGGUGUUCUCCCAGGCCCCCUCCGGCCGCGCCCCCCUGAGCCCCAGCCUCAACUCGCGGCCCUCCCCCAUCAGCGCCACACCCCCUCCCCUGGGCCCCGACCCGCCCUCCAUGCGCUCGCAGUCGCCGGUGCGGAGCGGCGCGGCGGGCGUGGUCCUGGGCGCGGCGGAGGAGGCGCCGUGCGUGAACGGCCGCUGGGGGACGCUGCGGCCGCGGCCGUCCCCCAGAGGCGGCGGCAGGGACGGGAGCCCCUCCUCCUCGCAGCAGCAGUCUCCCUCCCGCGGGCCCGACAGCCCCCCCUUGCCCCCGCUGCCCCCGCUGCUGAAUGGCUCCUCCCCUUCCCCCCGCACCAGCCCCGCCCAGGUGGCCUCCCCGCCGUCCCGCCCCCACCCAGCCCACUCGCACCCCCCGGUCCCUCCCGACUACAGCUGGGACUCCCCGCCCUCCUCCACCACCGCCUCCAGCUCCACGCUGGAGCACGCCAGCACCAAUGGCCUGCACACGCCGCCCGGCUCCCCCCGCACCCCGCCCGGGGCGGUGUCGCCCGGCGCCCUGCGCCGAGGCCUGGAGGCCGUCAAAGCCCUGUCUUCCUCCUCCCAACCGCACGGAGGGGCGGCGGCGGGGGGAGGGGCCUCGGCCGGCACGCCCCCUUCCUCUUCCUCCUCCUCCUCCAGCCCGCCCCAGGUGGCCGCGGUUGACGGACACUCCAUCCCUCCAAUCGCGCGGCGGCUCGGACACCACCCGCCCCAGAGCCUGAACGUGGGCAAGCCCCUGUACCAGUCCCUCAACUGUAAGCCCAUGCAGAUGUAUGUGCUGGACGUGUCGCAGGCCAAGACGAGCGGACUCGUCUCCUGGAAGGUUUUCGGGGGCGGGGGUUCGGCUGGGGGCGGGGGGGCCGCGGCAGUGGUGGGGCCCCCCGAGACCAGCCUCCACACGGUGGUCCAGGGCAGAGGCGAGCUGAUCAUCUUCGGGGGCCUGAUGGACAAGAAGCAGAACGUGAAGUACUACCCAAAAACCAACGCCUUGUAUUUCGUGCGCGCCAAGAGAUAAUGCCACCCCCCCUCCCCUGCCCUGAGCGAGAGACGCAGAGAACAGAAAGGAACCAGGAGCCACGCGCAUCUGUCUACCCUCCCUCCAGAAGAGGGGAGGGGCUUCCUUGGCUGGUGGGCUUGUCGUAAAGGGCUGUGCAGUGAGGGCUGACCCAUGCUUUUGCUGGAGGGACGUGGGAGUGGGAGAGGAAAUGGCCGCACUCGCUGAUGUGAUUCUCCAAAUUCGCUUCUCUCCCCCCCCAAACCCCUUUCUCAGAAUUUCAGCCAGGUGAUUGGAACAUGCGCAUUUCAGAAUGUACAGUGAGGGCUGCGGAUGCUUUCUGGCUGUGAUUGUGACUGCUGUGUUAUUUUGGCUGCGAACGAAUAGCACCUAUAACCACCCCCUUCCACACCCCCGACUUGUCUCCUACCACCUGCGCGACUCCCCUGAGAGCGAAAGCAGGAUGUGGGACAGUGGAUGUUAAAACUGAGGGGGACUUUUUUUCCCCUCUGGACUUUGCAUUGGAUAUUUCAUCUCUCCCUCAUGCUCUCCACCUUGACCGGGAGAAAGAAAGAAGGGAAGAGACCAGACUGAGAAUAUCUUACGGAAGGGAGGAGUGGGUCGACUUCUGUGUGUGUGUGUGUUUUUUUUUUUAUUUUUACCAUUUUGUCUUUUCUGUUCAUGAAGAAACACUUUCAAAGUGCAUUGUUUACAAGAAGGGUGUGUGUGCGCGUGCGUGUGUGUGGAUGCAAGUGUGCAUGCUGACACCUGCGUUUUGGCUCCCGCCGGGGCGGGGCAGAGGGUGGGGUCAGGCACACUGUAAAUGGAGGAGGAAUGAGUGUGAUGUUUGCUUGCAGAGGGAUGGGAGGAUUGCAUAAAAAUGAGGAAAUGAAUAAUGGAAAAUAAAGUGGA
Molecule: messenger RNA, 3489 nt
Organism: Megalops cyprinoides (Indo-Pacific tarpon)
Lineage: Eukaryota; Metazoa; Chordata; Actinopteri; Elopiformes; Megalopidae
Gene: fbxo42
Product: F-box protein 42
Exons: 10
Coding region: 454-2598 (714 amino acids)
Molecular function (GO): protein binding
Source: RefSeq, a predicted model, not a curated record